AUGUCGGUAUUUCCUAUCUAUCUAUCUAUCUAUCUAUCUAUCUAUCUAUCUAUCUAUCUAUCUAUCUGCUCAUAUCCAUUGGCGCUGCCUCUGUGUAUGUCCCGCCCUUUUUCUCCCCCUCUGUCACAGAUUGUUCAUAUCUAUCUAUCUAUCUAUCUAUCUAUCUAUCUAUCUAAAUCUGUUCGUGGCAAUCUUUCUCUUCUUCUCUCUCCCUCUUUCUAUAGUCUGUUUUCUUGUCUAUUUCUCCGUCUGCCCGUCUCUUUAUUGUUCGCGCUUUCCAUUGCCAGACAAAGAGUUUUUCAGAAGCGGGAAGAGGAGAGAAGCCAGGCGGACAGGUUUGGGCAACGAGGUUGGUCAGGGAAGGGAGACGCGUCUCGUUUUUGUGGCUGUCUUCGAUUAGCGCAAAGCGAUGGUCCGUCCGCUCAUAUCAAUAUUUUAUGCGGAAAGACAAAUACACCAACGUGGCUGGACGUAGAAACAUGA
Molecule: messenger RNA, 483 nt
Organism: Acanthosepion pharaonis
Lineage: Eukaryota; Metazoa; Mollusca; Cephalopoda; Sepiida; Sepiidae
Source: the annotation of a GenBank genome assembly